Molecule: messenger RNA, 1095 nt
Organism: Penicillium malachiteum
Lineage: Eukaryota; Fungi; Ascomycota; Eurotiomycetes; Eurotiales; Aspergillaceae
Product: phosphotransferase family protein
Exons: 3
Coding region: 1-1095 (364 amino acids)
Source: RefSeq, a predicted model, not a curated record
AUGGCUGGAGUCGUGCGCCAGCCUAUAGAUAUCCCUUCAUUGGAACGAUAUGUUGACCUGAAUGUACCCGCCCUGAAAACGCCACUCGAUGUGAAACAGUUUGGUUUCGGCCAAUCGAAUCCCACCUACCAACUCACUACUGCAGAUAGUAGUAAGGUCGUGCUGCGGAAAAAGCCUCCGGGAAAACUACUCUCAAAGACAGCGCAUCGAGUGGAACGAGAAUAUCAAAUUAUCAAGGCAUUGGGAAAUACCGAUGUUCCAGUUCCCAAGGUUCUUUGUCUGUGUGAGGACAACGAUGUGAUCGGGACCCCAUUCUAUAUCAUGGAAUUUCUAGAUGGUCGCCAUUUUACAGACCCAUCAAUGCCAGGUGUGAGCGCCGAGGAAAGAAAUGCCCUGUGGAAAGAUGCGGUGCAAACACUGGCCAAAUUUCACUCAGUAGUACCCCAAUCAGUAGGCCUAGAGAAAUUUGGCAAGCCAACCAAUUUCUUCGAUCGCCAAAUUGAAACCUUCAAUACCAUUUCCAAGGCCCAGGCCGCCGUCGUUGAUGCCGAUACAAAGGAACCUGUCGGUGAUCUCCCUUACUUCGACAAUAUGGUUCGCUUCUUUGCUCAGAAGACAACACAGCCCUAUGACCGCAGUACCCUCGUCCAUGGUGACUACAAGAUCGACAAUCUGAUCUUCCACAAGACAGAACCCCGUGUGAUAGGAAUUUUGGACUGGGAAAUGGCAACAAUUGGGCAUCCGCUCUCGGAUUUUUGUAAUCUGAGUAGUCCAUGGAUUCUCGAAGGAGCGGAUUCUCCACUGGAACGAUUCCAGAGCGGUCAGGUUCCCGGGUUACCCACGCGUGAGGAUUGCGUCCGUUGGUAUAGUGAGGUUUCUGGGUAUGACCCGACGGGGGAUAUUCCCUGGGGAGACGCUUUUUUUGCGUUUCGAGGGUCCGUCAUCAUGCAGGGUAUCGCGGCUCGGUUCGCAGGGCGUCAGGCUAGUAGUGCACGAGCGGGAGAGUAUGCGAAACGGGCUAAACCCUUUGCUCUAGGCGCCUGGGAACGCGUACAGCAAGUGCAGCGUGCAACGCAGCAGAAGGGCAAGUUGUAG